UGAUGGUAUAUGAUGAUUGGGCAUGACAGCGUGUGAAAGAAAACUGUAGAAAGAAAGUGCGAGCGAGAAAAGUAGAAAUGAAUGCGAGCUACAGCUAUUUUCCUGUAUUGGUGGCGUAUGAUUCCCGCGUCUCUUGUUGUUAUGCUGCAACAACAACAACAUCACGCACUUCUCAUCACCGUUCUAUUGUUUCUCUAUCUUUAUCUUUCUCAUCCUCCAACCUCCUCUUCUUCCAAAACCCUAAUUUCCUUACGGGGAACAACACUAUCUUCGUUACGAUGCAGCGGUUCUGCUCUGUGAGUGGCAUAAGUAAGAACAAAGCAAUGGUGGAGAGGUUGCAACAUUUUGGAGUAAUCACAUCAAGUAAGGUGGCUGAAGUAAUGGAGAGUGUUGAUAGAGCUUUGUUUGUACCCAGUGGAUCAGCACCUUAUGAUGACAGUCCCAUGGCCAUAGGCUACAAUGCCACUAUAUCUGCACCUCACAUGCAUGCUACCUGCCUUCAGUUGCUGGAAGAGAAUUUGCAACCUGGGAUGCACGCCCUCGACGUUGGCUCUGGAACAGGGUAUCUGACUGCGUGUUUUGCCAUGAUGGUUGGACCCCAAGGCCGUGCUGUUGGUGUAGAGCAUAUUCCUGAAUUGGUUUCCCUUGCAAAAGAAAAUAUUCAGAAAAGUGCUGCAGCUACACUAUUGAAAGAUGGUUCCCUUUCUGUUCAUGUCGGUGAUGGAAGGGAAGGUUGGCCAGAAUUUGCUCCUUAUGAUGUCAUUCACGUUGGAGCAGCAGCACCAGAAAUUCCUCAACCACUUAUCGACCAGUUGAAGCCUGGUGGGAGAAUGGUAAUUCCUGUUGGUAACAUAUUUCAAGAUUUAAAGGUGGUGGAUAAGAAUUCUGAUGGUUCUAUCAGUGUCCGGACUGAGACCUCCGUUCGUUAUGUGCCCCUCACUAGUCGAGAAGCUCAACUUCGCAGCUACUAAGAUGGAGCCGAAAUCCUGAAUUUCUGGAAGGCUAAUGCUUCAGAUGUCAAUGUUUGGGACUUUGAAUGUACACACGCCGUUAGAGUUUGUAUGGUAAUAGUAAUGUUUUCCUGAAUUUUGGAAGGUGCAAGUUAUGCAGAUAUCUAUCAGUGGUUUGAACUUGGAUGUAAGCACAUGCUGUUAGAAUUUGUAUAGUAUAAAGGUUUGUGCUCUUCUAACAGGAUAGAUUCAUGUAAACCACUUGCAGCAAUUAUAAUUUUGGUAUAAAAUGAGCCUGUCUUCUGUUUUUAA
This is a messenger RNA of Trifolium pratense (red clover), 1262 nucleotides long. Its product is annotated as protein-L-isoaspartate O-methyltransferase 1-like. The transcript has 4 exons. Gene Ontology annotation, molecular function: protein-L-isoaspartate (D-aspartate) O-methyltransferase activity. NCBI's taxonomy places the organism in Eukaryota, Viridiplantae, Streptophyta, Magnoliopsida, Fabales, Fabaceae. Gene Ontology annotation, cellular component: cytoplasm. Bases 78 to 971 code for a protein of 297 amino acids. Gene Ontology annotation, biological process: protein modification process. The record is from RefSeq and is a predicted model, not a curated record.